AUGGCGUAUCAACCGUUCGACGGGGUAAAUAUGGAUGCACAUUCCUUAUCUCCUCCUGAUGGGUCGGCCUGCAGCUCAAGCGGAUCCGAAACAAGUUUGAGUCCCACACCGUCGCCACAAGCGGUUUACUAUCCAACAGGACGCAGGAUAAGUCUAUCGUAUCAAAACCAGUGCCAGUCAUACAUGAAACGACUUUAUACAAACAGCAGGGAGCGAUGGAGGCAACAGCACGUCAACAUGGCUUUUGGAGAGCUUAGAAAACUACUACCGACUUAUCCGCCCGAGAGAAAACUUUCCAAAAAUGAGAUUUUAAGACUAGCGAUGAAGUACAUCCGAUUUUUGGAUGAUUUGGUCAAGGACAUGAGCGCCGAAAGCAACAAGGAAAAACACGACUCACACGAGAACUGUGAUGUAGGUCUAAAAAAGGAGCGAAGUGAACUUGAGCAAUUACCCUGCGAAGGAUAUCAGACAGGCUGUGAUCUUUCAUUAACGAAUGAUGCGAACUUUGAAAAUCGACCUUCCAGCACCGAUCUGAUAUUCGACUCGCCUUAG
This is a messenger RNA of Porites evermanni, 552 nucleotides long. The record is from the annotation of a GenBank genome assembly. Lineage: Eukaryota; Metazoa; Cnidaria; Anthozoa; Scleractinia; Poritidae.